AUGGCGAAAUUAGUGCAUAAUGUCCAGAAGAAGCAGCAUAGGGAGAGAUCUCAGCCUCAGAACCGGUCGAGACUUGGGCUUUUGGAGAAGAAGAAGGACUAUAAGCUGAGAGCCGAGAAUUACCAUAAGAAGCAAAAGGCCCUGAGCUACCUCAAGACCAAGGCUGCCAAUCGCAACGAAGAUGAGUAUUACCAUGCCAUGACGAGCCGUAAGACUGACUCCGAUGGAAUUUUGCAUGCUGAUCGUGGAAACGAGGCCAUGACCAACGAGGAGGUGCUUUUGCUGAAGACUCAAGAUACCAACUACAUCAACGCGAUGCGGACGAGGGAAUUGGCCCAGAUACGAAAGGAUGGUGCCGAUAUCCUGUACAAAGCAAAUGGGAAACAUACGGUGUUUGUGGAGUCGCAAGAGGACAAGGACGCGUUUGAUCCGGCCGAGUUUUUUGGCACUGAUGAAAGACUGUUGGAUAGGAGAGAGAACAGAUUGAGGCUUACUCAGUUAAUAGAAUCGGAAGACAGACUUCAGUCUGCUCCCAACGAUGAAGACGGAAAGCUGCUGAGGCAACGUCAGAAGGCUGAUAAGCUGAAAAAACUACGGGUUCUUGAGAAGAGAAUAGAGAGAGAGCAGAAGCUGAAGAGGGUUCAAGACUCUAUGAACCUCCAGAAGGACCUCAUGAAGAAAGGCGAGAAAAAGAAGGUGGAGACCAAAGAAGGGAGGACAGUGUUCAAAUGGAAGAAUCAGAGAAAGAGAUGA
This is a messenger RNA of Kuraishia capsulata CBS 1993, 753 nucleotides long. RefSeq lists its product as uncharacterized. The record is from RefSeq and is a predicted model, not a curated record. NCBI's taxonomy places the organism in Eukaryota, Fungi, Ascomycota, Pichiomycetes, Pichiales, Pichiaceae. The transcript has a single exon. Gene Ontology annotation, cellular component: small-subunit processome; nucleolus. Gene Ontology annotation, biological process: rRNA processing. The coding region runs from base 1 to 753 and encodes 250 amino acids.